AUGGAGGAGCUGCUCAACCAUGUUCCAACUCUUAUUUCAGAUGAGGAGAAUAAAAUGCUGGUGGCUGUCCCUGACGCGGAGGAGGUAAAAACUGCGGUUUUUGAGAUGGAUCCGGCUAGCGCCCCUGGACCAGAUGGGUUCCCAGGGGUGAAUAAUAAUUUUAUCACUUUGAUCCCUAAAGUGGAGAAUGCUAGGCAGGUAGGGCAUUAUCUCCCAAUCUGUCUUGGCAAUUUUUUCUUUAAGAUUAUUCCUAAGAUAAUGGCAACCCGGCUUUCCUUGCUACUUCCUAAGUUAAUUUCUGAAGAACAUGGGGCGUUCCAACAGGGGAAAGUAAUCACCUCAAGUAUAGGAGUGGCUUCUGAGCUGACAAAUAUGAUGGCUUCCAAAUGCUGUGGGGGAACAUUGGGGAUGAAACUAGAUGUACAGAAGGUGUAUGAUACGCUGGAAUGGAAGUUCUUGUUUGAUGUGUUGGGCAAGAUUGGUUUUUCUCACUCCUGGAUUGGCUGGAUCAAGGAGAUGAUGAGGUCUAAAAAAAUGUCGGUCUUAACUAAUGGUGGUCCGGUUGGGUACUUUGGGGUGGAGAGAGGCUUAAAGCAUGGUGAUCCCUUAACCCCUUUCCUUUUUAUAUUGGCUGAAGAGGUCCUUUGUCAUGGUUUAACUGAUUUGAGGAUGAGGGGGGUUAAGAUGUUUCUGGAUUGCUACCAAGCUUAUUCUGGGCUGAAAAUUAACCUUGAGAAAAGCAAGGGUUUUUGUUGGGGCUAUGUCAGAUCUGAGAAGAGGCAGGGUGGAAAGGUAGACUUCUAUCUAUGGUGGGAAGGGUGGAAUUUGGUGAGAUCUGUGAUGUGUGGCAUUCCUGUGCACAAUUUCUCGGUGUACGUAUGGCCGGCUUCGACUGUGGAGUUGAUGGAACGGUGGAUCCGGAAUUUCAUUUGGAGUGGGGACGCAAAUAAGUCGAAGUCUAUCACAGUUAGGUGGAACAAGCUGUGUAAGCCUAAGUGUGAGGGAGGACUGGGGGUGAGAAGGCUUAAGGAGAUAAAUCUAGCGCUGCUAGCAAAGUUGGCAUGGUUUAUUAAGUGUGAUAAUUCCAGAUUUGUAGAAUUCUUGAGGGGGAGGCUGCUUAAGGUGGAUGGGUCUUUAAAGAAGGGGGUGAAAUCUUCUAUUCUCCCUGAUAUUAAAAAGGUGUGGGAGAUGGUAGGGGAUAACGAAAGAUGGAUAAUUGGAAACGGAAAGAAUAUAAGUUUCUGGUUCGAUCGGUGGGUGAAUGGGCAGCGUAUAUAUGAUACCAUAGCGCCUUAUGUCACAAAUCUAAGGUUGUUGCAAGACAAGGUUGCGGAUUAUAUUGGUGAUGGCGAGUGGUGUUUACCAGUCCCUAGAGCUCCGGAGCUGCAGGAGAGAUGCAAUCAGAUUUUGCAGAUAAAGCUCCUAACUACUGUGUACGAUGAUAAAAGGGUGUGGGCCUUGACGGACUCUGGUGUAUUUUCGGUUAAGUCUGCAUGGGAGAGGAUGAGAGUUCAUGAACCUCAGUGUAGAUGGUCGAGGCUGGUCUGGCAAGGAGGAUUAGCGCCAAGAGCUUCGGUUUUUGGCUGGAGGUUAAUGCACCAAAGCCUCCCAACUGAUGAGAACGCUACAAAGCAUGCUGUUUAUGGGGCAUCAAGGUGUGAUAUGUGUUAUAGGAGCAUGGAGUCCAGCCAUCAUAUUUUUAUUGAAUGUGAGUUUGCAAACAGGGUUUGCGGUGCAGUACUGUCUAUGUUUGAUCUAAGAUGGAUUGAAGAGCUGUUUUAA
Telopea speciosissima is the source of this 1782-nucleotide messenger RNA. RefSeq lists its product as uncharacterized. Bases 1 to 1782 code for a protein of 593 amino acids. NCBI's taxonomy places the organism in Eukaryota, Viridiplantae, Streptophyta, Magnoliopsida, Proteales, Proteaceae. The record is from RefSeq and is a predicted model, not a curated record. The transcript has 4 exons.